Messenger RNA from Maylandia zebra (zebra mbuna), 2346 nucleotides. RefSeq names its product otopetrin 1 (gene otop1). Gene Ontology annotation, molecular function: proton channel activity. Gene Ontology annotation, cellular component: membrane. The record is from RefSeq and is a predicted model, not a curated record. NCBI's taxonomy places the organism in Eukaryota, Metazoa, Chordata, Actinopteri, Cichliformes, Cichlidae. Gene Ontology annotation, biological process: proton transmembrane transport; inner ear morphogenesis.
UCGGAAAGACUGAAACAUAAUCUUCACUUUUCAGUGACUCAGCGAGCCUGGUACACGACCAGAUAUUUGUUUCAGGGCUACAAGAUGACAAUGGCAUCUAUCAAGCCCAUUCAAACUAUGCGUGGCCACUGAGCCGGAUCUUGAAGAUUGAAUGCAUGUUUGGCACGGUACCUAUCCAUCUGAAUCCCCACCUAGAGGCAACAGGUUACACGUCUCGCCUCCCUCAAAUGCACUUAUAGCGCACGGAUUUUGCACGGCUUUGACUUUCCAUUUCUCCCAGCACUGCGCCUUUUGCACAUGCCUCUCACCAUGGUGGAACAUAACGGCCUGGAUAUUAUGUGUCCGAACAAGUAUAGCAACAGCUCCUCGUCGUCGUCCAGCUCCGAGCAGGACAAGAAGAUCUUCAGCAAACUAAAAAUCAGUUUGUCCGAAGACUAUCCGAAGAAGAACGCGGAGUUCCUGAGCGGGCAAUACGGGACCAAUCUGCUGUUGAUCGGGGCGGCGUUGAUGCUUGCCAUCGCAAACAAGAACCCCUCCGUUAAAGAAGAGGAUCUGCGGUCCUUCACUACCUGCCUCAUGAUCCUCCAGCUGCUCUGGAUGAUGUGGUACAUCUUGGUACGGGACAGGCAAAAGAGCGUGCCGCCAGAAAAAGAUGUACACGCCACCUCAGGCUGGAUAAGAGGUGGUUUGACCCUUCUUGCACUCCUUUCACUGAUUAUGGAUGCUUUCCGAAUUGGGCAAUAUGUUGGUUUUCAACCUUGUGUGUCGGCGGUGCUCGUGGUAUAUCCUGUCAUCCACGCAACUCACACUAUGGCACAGGUGCAUUUUCUCUGGUUUCACAUCAAGGAUGUCAUCAAGAGCUUUGAAACAUUUGAGAGAUUUGGUGUAAUCCAUGCAGUCUUUACCAACAUCCUCCUGUGGUGCAGUGGUGUGAUGUCAGAGGCUGAACACUUCCUGAACAACCAUAAGAGGAGACUUUCUGCCCUGGGCCUCAUAAACCUCACUACAGAGUACUCAGAACCACAAUGUAACUGCACCACCAGCACAUGCUCCAUGUUCGCCACCAGCCUCUACUAUCUCUACCCCUUCAAUAUUGAAUACCACAUUUUUGUUUCUGUCUUGCUUUUCGUGAUGUGGAGAAAUAUUGGACGCACCAUUGACCUCACUUCAAACCAUAAAAGGCAGGUUGCCAAAAACCGGGGCUUGAUCUUAGGUCCUCUUGUGGGUCUACUUGCCCUGGCCAGCAGUAUCGGAAUACUGGUGGUCUACGUUACUCAUGUAGAGAAGUCAAUCCAGAUGCGAAGGUCAGCCGUUUCCAUGUUCUACAUUUAUGCCAUCGUCAUGCUGACGGUCAUGUGCUGCGCCGGUGCUUCGGGUCUGCUUAUAUACCGAGUGAACCACAUGCCGCUGGACACCUCCAAGAACCCGUCAAGACAGCUGGACACGGAGGUGCUGUUUGGAUCCUCCAUUGGCUCCUGGUUCAUGUCAUGGUGCAGCAUAGUGUCUGUGCUAAGCACCGGAAGCAACCCUCCUUACCGCUGGACAAAUUUGGUCUACUCUCUGUUUAUUGUGUUGGAGAAAUAUGUCCAGAAUCUCUUCAUCAUAGAGUCUUUGUAUCGCCAGCAAGAGGAUAGAGAGAGGCAGGACCCAGAGUUACCAGCUGCUCCAGAAGUCUUCUCUGUCACUUCCUCUCUCGCUCCGCCGUACAAUGGCAUCAUCAACCGAACUUUUGAAUCUCCAGACAGGAGCUGUGUCUCUACUGAGAGCGAGCAGGAGGAGAGUGAGCAGGUUUAUGGAUGCCCACGGAAACAUUCAGAUGUGCCAGCGCCUGUGGGAAACGAAACAGUGGAACGCCCAAAUAUAAAGAGGCAGAUCCUGAAGAAUAUUGCUGUUUUCCUUAUUAUGUGUAACAUUUCGCUGUGGAUUCUUUCUGCCUUUGGCUGCAGGCCACAGUAUGACAACGGACUGGAAGAGGAGACAUAUGGCUUCAGCAUAUGGAGCACAGUUCUCAAUUUUGCCAUCCCUUUGAACCUUUUCUACCGCAUGCAUGCAGUUGCCUCCCUCUUCGAGGUGUUCUCCAGAGUCUGACAAAAUAGCAGAUGACUGACAAUGGCAACAUGCACACGAACACUUGUCACCACUGGCUCUCGAGAGUGUGUCACAGCGCAGGUCAACCAUUCAGGAGGCAGUCUGGAUCACAGUCCAACAGACUUGAAAGUAAUCUGUGGAGACAAACGUUGAUCCCUCACUGUGGGGAUUGCAGAGGAGGACAAACCUAUUAGACCUGGUUCCUUAAAGAAUUAGCUUGUGUAAUGCAAGGGUUGUUAAAGCUAGUGAUGAAAAAAA